Protopolystoma xenopodis is the source of this 1698-nucleotide messenger RNA. The record is from the annotation of a GenBank genome assembly. Lineage: Eukaryota; Metazoa; Platyhelminthes; Monogenea; Polystomatidea; Polystomatidae.
AUGUUUUUGAAGAGCUUUAACGAAGCCUCAACUGAAGCAUUUCUCCAUCUAAAUCAUCUAAUUGCUGAGCCUAUUCUGCAACAGUACCUUAUCGGCGCGAUCCGUUUGGCUGGUCGCUACGAUACAAUAUUUCCAACUGGUGUGAGCGGUCGGUCUGCUCUACUUUACAAAAUUAUCGAGACCCUUUAUGUUCUCGGUCUACGAACCGGUUUCGAAAUGACCCGCACCCAAAUGACUUCAGCCUUCCAACUUUUCUUUGCCAACUUCGAUCGAGCCGCGGCUUUACAUCUCGCAUCAUCGUAUCCGUCACCAAAUUUGUCUCCACAGCGUACACCAUCAUCGUCCAGCACCUUCGUCUCAUCCUCGCCGAAAGACCAUGACUUGGCCAUAUCAACUCCUUCAAAUAACCAUUUCAAGCCCCCUAACUCCAUUUCAGCCUUUGGUGACAAAUCCCAAAAUCAUGAAUAUAACACCUAUUUGAAAUCGAUUAACACUCCCCACUGGUGCCUCAUUCCUCCCACUGUACUUGGAGUGUUGAUCCAAGGCUGUGGUUUAAUCCGCAAUCCUCUCUCUUCGGAUCCUAUCAGUCUCCUCUUGCUCCAUAAGAUCCUUCCCUUAUCUGCAUGCUUCAGUGCUUUCACUUCAACGCUGCCAGCGUAUCUGUGCUACUUUCAAGACGUUGUUCUACACUGCCUCAAACCUUUAAUAGCACCUAGCUCUUCUGUAACGACCACUUCAACGUCCAUCUCAUCCGGCUACUUUAUCAUCCAGUUGGAUAGACAAACCUCGCAGGUGACCGUAUCCACAACAUCUGUCAGCCUGGACCCUUCUACCAGUCAAAUGGUGAUUCAGUCGCCAAUCGUACAGCCUAAAGAUUUGCACGCAUAUAAGCCUACUGACUGGCUUGUUGAAAACGUGGAGCCGAUUGGAAGUGGUAACUUACAAUCAGGAGCGCUUCUGCCUGAAUUUACUUCUACUUCCUGCUCCUCUCUAUCUCAAGAUGUAUCCAAUACUCUAUCUGAGCAGUUAUCGGUGUCCACAAAAUCUGGAAUCCCUUGUUCUUAUCUGUCCGUCAAUGCCUCUUCCGCUGGCACUACUCAUGCUCUUUUUCCCCUGAACAGUGGCGACUAUUCUACCAGCGAUAAACCAAGCAUCUAUGCCAUUACCUCUCCCUCUACGAAUGAAUCUAUCAAACUGAGCCAGAACUUGACGGAAACUGAAGUUUCCAAUCGCCGUGCGAUUUGUGAGGAACUGAGAUUAACAUUCAAUGCGAAGAUGGCUUAUCUUGCAUAUAUCCCUUUUUGCAGACUUGCUGCUUGUUUUUACCCGAAACGAGGGAGGAGGUCUCGUGGACUGCGUCAACCUAAACGUCGUAUAAAAGCCAAACGGCUGCAGUACAACGGGAUUCAUCCGUCAUCUUCUGGUGGUAUUCAUGUGGACAGAAACCUAUACAAUAGCGAACUCAUACAUAAUCUUGUUGACUCCUACGAGGGCACUCUAAUGCAGUCUGCUUCCCAAGCUGCUGACUCACAGGUUCUCUGCCGUGUUCUGCCUAGUCACAUUGGUGGGGCGUGGACACAUUAUUUUCAGCGUGAAUUCCAGCUAGAUGCCUCUCAAAGGCGUUGGAAGACCGCCAAGUUUCAGCAAGCAAAACUUCUGAGUCUUGUCGGUCAGUUGCGCUUAUUCAUGAUCACUUAA